AUGUUUCAGGUGUGGAUUUUGCAACCGGACCGAUCUCGCUUUUCCAAUUUUGUUUCCUUACCUAUUUGUUAUUUUCAAUACAGCGAGAUUCAUUCCGGAACGAUGAAAUGGAUGAGAAGUGAUUAUUUGGUCCGUAAUCGAAAAACCGACCUCAUUCCGGUUCUCCAAGUAAUAAAAUAG
Molecule: messenger RNA, 180 nt
Organism: Brugia malayi
Lineage: Eukaryota; Metazoa; Nematoda; Chromadorea; Rhabditida; Onchocercidae
Exons: 2
Coding region: 1-180 (59 amino acids)
Source: RefSeq, a predicted model, not a curated record